CUGCGGUAUAGCUCGCGGUCCUCCACCAGAGCAAGAAUAUCGUCGAGGCACGUAGAGAAAGAGAAAAAUCUAAACGGAGCGAAGAAACAGGGUUCGGAGAUUCCGAGGAGUUUGUACAUGCGAUCGCAAGUGUUUCGUAUUGCUCGAAACAAUCCAAAACAUUGAUAGUCGAAUUCGUUGAAUAUAAGUUAUUUUUAGAGAAAAAUAAUAAAUUCUGCAAAAGCACGAACGCAUAUUGUUUACGUGCUGGGCUAUCACCUGUUUAUAUCCACAAUUAAAAUAGUUCGGCUCAAAUGUCGGUACGAAAUGUACUCAAAAAAUCAUAAUAAAUCGCGAGUGGUUGGUGGUGUGUUCAAAUAAGCGGCGCGGCCGCGCGCGAUAAAUCAUGCGCGUUACAACACGGAAAAUCGAUAUCGUAAACAUCGUUAAAUAACGGAAAACGGAAUAUUCUUACUUCUCAUUUAUAAAUCAGCGAAAGUUCAAGCGUGGUUCGCUUGCCGCGUGCUCUGUAGAAAAAUGAGAUAACACGGGAAAAGAUAUAAACAAAAAGGCAGGAUCGUGAGAGUGUACAGAGGCCGCGCACCGCCGUUGCCCGUUUGCGCGCAUCCUCGUCGUCAAGGAGGCCACCGUGAGAGUCCGCUUUUUUUUGCAGUCUGAACCAGCUGCUCCUUCGCAGAGCAAGCAAAGUUCGCGCGCGAGAGAUUCGCGUGCAUCCUGUAAAAUCAAAUAAAAGGACUGGCAUCGCGUCCUUGUGGAACGGAGGCAAAACGCACGUUUUAAAUCAUCUCGCAAUACGCGCAGGUUCAUUUUUAUUUUCUACAAUUGUGACAAAGUGAGUUUUAAACAAAUCGGCGUACGCGGGUUUUCGGCUCUGCAUUGGCAAGCUUUCGGCGACGCAUUGGACACGUGUGCAGCAGUGUUGUUGGUUACAAUAAUCGUGAAACAGUUUGAAUCGAAUAUCGAGAAAAAACAAAGUUUUGCCCGAGCUUGCGCGCUGGAUUGUUUUUCCUAUUAUUACGAUGGCGUAACAAGUGGGUGCGCGCGCACGCGCGUGUGUGUUUGUUUUGAUAAGUUUCGUAUCUACGAUCUUAUUGCAAGUGACAGUGAUUUCCUUCACUUUGUUUUAUUUUUCUCACAUAAUCUGACGCGAAAAGGAUUAUUAUUUUUUUAUUUUCGUCAAAUUAAAGCAUUUCAAAUUUCCGGGAAUACAUUAAUCCCCGUUUGCUUUCUUUAUUGUUGCCGAGUUCGUGUAAAUUUUGCAGUGCCGAAAGGCGUCGCCGGAACGGGGAUUUGUGCCUCGUCUCUCGUCUCGCUACGUCGGGAUAACCAGCGGAAUGUGGCACGAGACGGAGUCUCACGAUCACGGGAGCUAUGCUGGCUGAGGUGCGCGCGGGAAGACGAGGCGAGACCAGACCCACGCUUCAACCGCCGUAAGUCAGGCUGCCUCGAGGUGGAAAAAAAAGACGGCUUCAGUUGGUUGCCGCAAUCGGAAGCCCGUUGAAGGAGAGAAGUAAGGAAGCGCGAAGGACUAAGGGUACGUCUGGAGGUACGGAGCGAGUAGAGGCCGAGUUCGUAGUUGAACUUCCGUAAAGUCGGAAUAACCGUGCGAGCGGGAAAAAAGUAAGGAGGCGAGUACCGAGAAGAAUUGGUUGAAAAACAGAGUGAUAAUCAAGAGGAAUAAAAAGAGAUCUCAGAGGAAGAGAGCGCUGACAAGAAGAGUUGCAAGAAAGCGGUUGCAUGGAUCGAGGGGAUCGAGGAGAAGUUGAAGUUUUUCAGACAAAGCAGAACCUCGCGGAAGAAAGACUCGAUGUCAGCCCCAAGAAGAUCAAACCGGCCCAGUUCCAGGAAUAAUGGAGUAUCACGAAUGAGGCUCGAAUAGAAGGAAGCGAUCAGCGGCAAUCGCGCGUUAUCCGAGUGAUGCUGAAGCACAUAUUGACGGGGCAGCCGUCUACAGCUGGCUCCAGGCAUCACAAUGAUUAUCAGACCCAGGGCCAGCAAGCUCAUCAGCAAGCACCAAUCGGCGGGAGUCAAUCGUCCGGUGUAUUGCUGCAUCACCAUCACCACCACCAUCAUCCAGGGCACCCCCACACCGAUCAUCAUCACCACCAUCACCAGCACUUUACCGCUGGAUCACCAGCCAAUCGAGUCGGUGGUCAGCGGAAUCUUUCCAGCGACGUUUACGAUUCGGUGUUGCAUCCGAACCAGAGGAGCGUCAUGGGCAAUGCCGUGCAGUCCCAUCAGCCUACGCCCUCCUCGACUCAUCGGCAUCCCCUCAACCAUUCCCAAUUGAGCGUCAACAAUCUUUCCCAACGUUUGAAUCAUUCCCACCCGUUGAAUCUCUCGACUCUGUCAACAUCCAAGCACUCCGUCAACAGCGCCAGUCCCAUCGUUGGCAACAACAACAACAACAACAAUAAUAACAACAACACCAACAACAAUAACAUCACCAAUAACAACAACAACAACGCAACCCAUCAUACAAUCACCACCUUAACUCACGUCCCACACGAACGCGAAAGAGUCCACGCUAAUGGCGGCCUGGACAUAUCCAGAGUUUCCAGGCUACCCAGCCAAACGACACCGUCGCCCGUUGCACCUGUUGCCGUCCACGCACCUGUCUCCCAGAUCAUACAGGCACCCGCUGCAAGUGGCAACACCGGGCCCGUCGUACACCUCAACACUUCGUGGUCGUCUACGCUCUCGAAAAACAAUAACAGAACUACGUUACCAGCUCAACAACAAGAGGCCGGAGUCAAAGAGAUGCUGACUUUCCUAGGCCUCCUCUGCCUCGUCUCGCUGCUACUCGCCAUGCUCUCCCACAUAUUUCUUCUCAAAAUAUCACCGUUAACCGUCACACCGAGCAGCCUUAUCAGCCCCGAGGAAUAUACAAUCGUCUACGAAGUUACCCUCGCCCUGUGCGCACUCGCACUCUCUUUGAAUCUCUGCUGCCUACUCGUCUGCGCCAUUCAGUUCCUGUUCGCCGUUAAACUCGUCAAAUCUUCUUACCAGGGUCAUCGGACCAACAAGUAUUUACAAAAAUCGUCGAUCAGUCGGGUGUGCGCGGUCGGAGGUUUCUUCGUCAGCAUUCCAGUCUUCUUAACCGGUAUGAUACUCUACACGUUCAUCCAGUUUCACUCAACGCCUGCGAUCGUAAUGUCGGUAUUCAUCGGUCUUGGUAUCGUGUUCUGUGGCUGCGCUAUGGUUCACAAUGUCUUCGUAUGGCAAAGAGAGAAGACGAACGCCGUGAAAGCAUUGGCCAGAGCCCAAUGCGAGGCUGCAGCGCAGCUGCAGCGACAGCAACAGAUGCAACAGCAACAGCAAACCAGUAGAAGUACAGUGGCCACGCUUCAUCGGGCUGGUCCGAAAAUCGGUAAUUUAACAGCGUCCCAUUCGACGACGACGUUGCAACAGCAUCCGCGAAGUUCUUCAGCCGUUUAUCAGCAUCAGCAGCAGUUGCAGCACCAUCACAACCACCAGCAUCAUCGACACGUUCAAAUGUCGCCACCCUUGUUGAUCUCGUCGCCCAGCGGAUUGGCUGGGACUCACAGUCACACGGUGACGGCUGGCGGCGGUCACGCGAACCAUCGAAUUCUCGCGACCCCGCCAACGACCCCGGGUGAUCGUUCGCCGCCCAGUGACAGCAACAACAAGCACAACAGAUCACAGUCGCAUUUGCAAAGAGACGCGAGCGGCAGCGUCAGUCCAGGUUUGCCCCCGGCGACCCUCGACCUCAGCAGCGCAGCGACGACGAACAGUCCGCACGAGCUCUCCACGCUCGUCUAAAUCCAAACGGAGACAACACGCGUCCGGGCGUGCGAGCGGUUACUCCGUGAGGCUGAAAACCUCCCUGGGACGAGUCGAAGGUCAUCACGAGUCUCGACUCAAUCUCAACGAGUUCUCAUCGCGCUCGCCAUCGACGUGGGUCGAUUUAUCGGGCUCACUCAUUCUCCGUGGUUCUUCAUCCGCGGUUUUUUCCUCUCGCAGUAGAUUCAGUGCGCUUUUUUCCGGUUACAACAUUCGAGAUUAAACGCGCGGUAAACAUUCGUUUCGAAUGCAAACGAAUUUUGUUUUACCGGCAUUAUUAUCGUAGGACUGCAUUCUCACGUUGUUGGAGACUGGACAACCAUUGAAAUGUUCCCCCCGCAGCUGUCACCUCAAAUUCACCAUUCGCUGCGCACCACGUGACCGAGCUAUUGCAAUUUUAUCAUGAAAAUUCGCUCGAAAAUCCCCUAACGAAUUUCAAGUUGUCAAAAUUUCAAUGACGAACUUGCUUCUUGCCAUUUUAUUGUCGUAUUUAAUGUCUUUGAUUUCUCAUUCAUGCAUUCUCACGCGCUGCCUAAUUUGAACGAAACAUCUAGUCCUAGAUCGCUCUCAGUUCGGAAAGAGUUUUAUCUUCCCUUGCGACCGCUCGAUCUUUCAGUAACACCACACAACUAAACUAAAUCGUGAGAAUUUUCGGAAAUUUUUCUACUGAAUCGCGCUGAAAUUAGUUCGUGAUUCAUGUCUGACCACCCGGACCAGCCGAAGCCAUAAGGAUUUCUCGAUUCAAAUUCGUACAAUCGACACGAAUGAUUUUUUAUUGAUCUUUCAAAUUUUUACGAAAAAGUGGUUUUGAAAGUUUCGUGAAAAUUUGUUUUUCCAAAUCUCAAAUGAGCAAGCGCUGAAAAAUAUGUCAAAAGCGAAGAUUUCGACACUGCGUCUGAGGCUCGAAUUUUUCGUUCGUUUCUGUUACUUUCGAGUUUACACAUUUUUGUAGUUCGAGCCUUUUUUCUCAACGGUCCAGACGAUCACGCGCCUACAAUCGGCGAUAGCUACGUCGAUAAACUUGCCCAAGAAAUUGCUCGACCAAUGACCGAUCUGUGUUAUGACGACCGGUCGAAAUCGUUGCAUUUAUUUAUUAGAAAUUUUUCAUAAAAUAAUGUGUAAUGAGAGCUAUUUUUUGUUAAUCGAUAAAUUUUCUGGAAUUGCGAAGAUUUGAAAAAAAUUUUAAAUAAAACAAGAAAAUGGCACAUCUCGUUGCUCUAACACGAAGUAUUCUAUGUUUCUUUCCUAUUUUAUUGUGAAAAUAUUCGAUUUUGACUUGAAACAUUACUUAGCGAAGAGAAAAAAUGGCUUUGCCUUCUAUUUUUUCAAGUUCUCAGUUUUUCUUCAUUGAGAACAAUCGAAGGAAGUGUAAAAACCUACAAUUUACAUUGCUCUACUUUAGAUAGAUAGUAUUUCGUGAAACAAGGGCGAACGAAAUUCAGCGGAAUAAUACUUUUUUGGAGUAACCGUAAUGCCGAUUUUUGUGACCGAGGCUAUGAAUAUCGAAUCUCGUAAUGAGUUCUUGACGAUCAUAUUUGCGGCGUUAAGGGGUAUCGAGAGACUUUGGCGACGAAGAUCCCAUAAUUGAGCUUUUUUGUAAAUAUCAAUAGACUUUGAUGAACUAAUAAUAGUUACGAUAAAUUAUAAAUGAAUCAAUAUAUAUAUAUAUAUAUACGUUCUGGAGGCGUUAUGCGAAACUGGGCAGGGUAAUUGAGAUGUGAAAAUAUUGUAAAUUAAAUAUUAACUGCUGUAACAUUAACGUCGUUACUAUAAAAUAUUUUUCUUUUUCCUAUGGACUUUGUAAUUACUAACAUUAAGUAUGAUAUCUAGUUGCGAGAAUAGUUUGCGGAGUAAAACACCCAGUUGUCAGCCUUUCAAAUAAAUUUCUAGUUUUUUGAUAAUGUCGCUUGGAAAAAAUGUACAAAAAUCACAUUUGCGUGUAGCUGGCGUUUGCUUUUGUGAAUGAUUAUAUACAGCGUUGAACCGUGGAUUGUUUUUCAAUAAUGUUUUUAAUAUUUGAAAGAUUUUUUCCUGGGAAAAACUUGCCAAAUGUGGCCAAAAUAUAUUUGUCGUUAAUACAAAAACAUGAAAUAAGUUUACGAUUAGAAAAAUAUGGAAGUUUAUUCGCUACAUUGUUAGCAUAUUUCUUCUCCCUUUUCUUCACGGUUUUUCAAAGUUUGUGUAUCAACCAAAGAGAUUUUAGUGGAAAAAAAACAUUCUUACGACGCAAAAACCAUUGUCCCGCUAACUCAAAACCCGACUAUGAGAGUAGGGCUGGAAACUAGAUGUUUUACCCUAUGCUAUAAAAAAGUAAAUUAUUGGGUCCACGCAUAACGCAUAUAGUACAAAAGUGUUUUAGCUUUAUGUACUUGAAUAAUUAAUAAAAUAAAACAAAAACAUUACAAAUUAAAUCAUGUGCAUAUGAGACAACCGUCGUGUGUAUUCGACAUGUAUCUAAUUUUACAGAGAAAAUAAAUUAUUUCAAUCUUUUA
This is a messenger RNA of Venturia canescens, 6296 nucleotides long. RefSeq lists its product as uncharacterized. The coding region runs from base 1918 to 3783 and encodes 621 amino acids. The transcript has 5 exons. The record is from RefSeq and is a predicted model, not a curated record. Lineage: Eukaryota; Metazoa; Arthropoda; Insecta; Hymenoptera; Ichneumonidae.